This is a messenger RNA of Carlito syrichta (Philippine tarsier), 3923 nucleotides long. RefSeq names its product glutamate metabotropic receptor 4 (gene GRM4). Bases 418 to 3015 code for a protein of 865 amino acids. Gene Ontology annotation, cellular component: membrane. Gene Ontology annotation, molecular function: adenylate cyclase inhibiting G protein-coupled glutamate receptor activity. Lineage: Eukaryota; Metazoa; Chordata; Mammalia; Primates; Tarsiidae. The record is from RefSeq and is a predicted model, not a curated record. The transcript has 9 exons. Gene Ontology annotation, biological process: regulation of synaptic transmission, glutamatergic; G protein-coupled glutamate receptor signaling pathway.
CUGCUUGAUAUUCUCUCUCUCUCUCUCUCUCUCUCUCUCUCCCUUCUAGGUUUGGUAAGAGGAGAGGAUUGGAGCUGUUUUCUCCUUGAUGCCAAGAUACGCCAAACUAGGAGCACUCCUCCCUCUCCACGGUCAUCCACCAAGAGCAGGCCUGCAGGACGGCACGAGGAUCAGAGCUCUCCUGCAGCCCCAGCCACUGCCUGCCGUCUGUGGGCCUGGGCCGUGCGGGCGACUGCACGUCGCCUGGGCACCGAGGAGGAGGUGUGAGAGAGCAGUGGCAUGGUCCAUGCCGUCGGCCGCCCUCGGCUGCCCUGCUGCUGAAGCUGCCUUGCCCAUGCUCACCCGGGCCGUGGGGCCAGGGGUCUGCCGGGGCUAGGAGCGGGGCCUGCCAUUCAUGGGUCUCUAGGGAUUUCCGAGAUGCCUGGGAAGAGAGGCGUAGGCUGGCGCUGGGCCCGGCUGCCCCUUUGCCUGCUCCUCAGCCUUUACGGCCCCUGGGUGCCUUCCUCCCUGGGGAAGCCCAAGGGCCACCCCCACAUGAAUUCCAUCCGCAUUGAUGGGGACAUCACACUGGGCGGCCUGUUCCCGGUGCAUGGCCGUGGCUCAGAGGGCAAGGCCUGUGGAGAACUGAAGAAGGAGAAGGGCAUCCACCGGCUGGAGGCCAUGCUCUUCGCCCUAGACCGCAUCAAUAAUGACCCGGACCUGCUGCCCAACAUCACGCUGGGCGCCCGCAUUCUGGACACCUGCUCCAGGGACACCCAUGCCCUCGAGCAGUCACUGACCUUUGUGCAGGCGCUCAUCGAGAAGGACGGCACAGAGGUCCGCUGCGGCAGUGGCGGCCCACCCAUCAUCACCAAGCCUGAGCGCGUGGUGGGUGUCAUCGGUGCUUCUGGGAGCUCGGUCUCCAUCAUGGUGGCCAACAUCCUUCGCCUCUUCAAGAUACCCCAGAUCAGCUACGCCUCCACAGCCCCUGACCUGAGCGACAACACCCGCUACGACUUCUUCUCCCGCGUGGUACCCUCAGACACGUACCAGGCCCAGGCCAUGGUGGACAUCGUCCGUGCGCUCAAGUGGAACUACGUGUCCACAGUGGCCUCGGAGGGCAGCUACGGCGAGAGCGGCGUGGAGGCCUUCAUCCAGAAGUCCCGCGAGGACGGAGGCGUGUGCAUCGCACAGUCGGUGAAGAUUCCUCGAGAGCCCAAGAUGGGCGAGUUCGACAAGAUCAUCCGUCGCCUCCUGGAGACCUCAAACGCCAGGGCAGUCAUCAUCUUCGCCAACGAGGAUGACAUCAGGCGUGUGCUGGAGGCGGCUCGAAGGGCCAACCAGACCGGCCACUUCUUCUGGAUGGGCUCAGACAGCUGGGGCUCCAAGAUCGCACCUGUGCUGCACCUGGAGGAGGUAGCUGAGGGUGCCGUCACUAUCCUCCCCAAGAGGAUGUCUGUGCGAGACCGUGAGCGCAUUGGGCAGGACUCAGCGUAUGAACAGGAGGGGAAGGUGCAGUUUGUGAUUGAUGCGGUGUACGCCAUGGGCCAUGCACUGCACGCCAUGCACCGCGACUUGUGUCCUGGCCGCGUGGGACUCUGCCCGCGCAUGGAUCCCGUAGACGGCACCCAGCUGCUUAAGUACAUCCGAAGCGUCAACUUCUCAGGCAUCGCAGGGAACCCUGUGACCUUCAAUGAGAACGGAGAUGCACCCGGGCGCUACGACAUCUACCAGUACCAACUACGCAACGGCUCUGCAGAGUACAAAGUCAUUGGCUCCUGGACUGACCACCUGCACCUUAGAAUAGAGCGGAUGCACUGGCCGGGGAGCGGGCAGCCGCUGCCCCGCUCCAUCUGCAGCCUGCCAUGCCAGCCAGGCGAGCGGAAGAAGACAGUGAAGGGCAUGCCUUGCUGUUGGCACUGUGAGCCCUGCACAGGCUACCAGUACCAGGUGGACCGCUAUACCUGCAAGACGUGUCCCUACGACAUGCGGCCCACCGAGAACCGCACAGGUUGCCGGCCCAUCCCCAUCAUCAAGCUCGAGUGGGACUCGCCCUGGGCCGUGCUGCCCCUCUUCCUGGCCGUGGUAGGCAUCGCGGCCACGUUGUUUGUGGUGGUCACCUUUGUGCGCUACAACGACACGCCCAUCGUCAAGGCUUCGGGCCGCGAACUGAGCUACGUGCUGCUGGCAGGCAUCUUCCUGUGCUACGCCACCACCUUCCUCAUGAUCGCUGAGCCCGACCUGGGCACCUGCUCCCUGCGCCGCAUCUUCCUGGGCCUAGGCAUGAGCAUCAGCUACGCGGCCCUGCUGACCAAGACCAACCGCAUCUACCGCAUCUUCGAGCAGGGCAAGCGCUCGGUCAGCGCCCCGCGCUUCAUCAGCCCCGCCUCGCAGCUGGCCAUCACCUUCAGCCUCAUCUCCCUGCAGCUGCUGGGCAUCUGCGUGUGGUUUGUGGUGGACCCCUCCCACUCAGUCGUGGACUUCCAGGACCAGCGGACGCUCGACCCCCGCUUCGCCAGGGGGGUGCUCAAGUGCGACAUCUCAGACCUGUCGCUCAUCUGCCUGCUGGGCUACAGCAUGCUGCUCAUGGUCACGUGCACCGUGUACGCCAUCAAGACGCGGGGCGUGCCCGAGACCUUCAAUGAGGCCAAGCCCAUCGGCUUCACCAUGUACACCACCUGCAUCGUCUGGCUGGCCUUCAUUCCCAUCUUCUUCGGCACCUCGCAGUCAGCCGACAAGCUGUACAUCCAGACGACGACGCUGACGGUCUCAGUGAGUCUGAGCGCCUCGGUGUCCCUGGGAAUGCUCUACAUGCCCAAGGUCUACAUCAUCCUCUUCCACCCGGAGCAGAACGUGCCCAAGCGCAAGCGCAGCCUCAAAGCCGUCGUCACCGCGGCCACCAUGUCCAACAAGUUCACGCAGAAAGGCAGCUUCCGGCCCAACGGAGAGGCCAAAUCUGAGCUCUGCGAGAACCUGGAGGCCCCAGCGCUGGCCACCAAACAGACUUAUGUCACCUACACCAACCAUGCCAUCUAGCUAGGCCACGAGCCCAGCAGGAAGAGGAGGAACCGUGACCCUUGUGGAUGGUGCGUCAGGCCAGGGCCAUGCCCAGGGGCCCAGCUGAUGUCCUGCCUGCCCGUGGGUGCCCACGGACAUGGCUUGGUGCUGAGGACAGCAGUGCCUCCGGCCGUCACUGCUGAACAGCCUGGGCAAGCCAGGUGGGCGGCAGGAGGAGGACACUCCAGGCCCCUGCAAGAGCCUUCGUCUUGGGCCAAUUGCCCCUCCUGGCCACAAACCACAGGGGCUCAGGCGGUGUGGGCCCCAGGGCUGGGUCUCUCCUUCCUUCCGUCUCUGCCUGUUCCACGUCUGUCUCCAGCUCGUCUCUGCGCUCUCUGACUCUGUAUGUCGCCUUUUCUUUCUUGUUGUCACCGCUCUUUGUGUCCUCGGCUUUCCUGUGUCUUCUUUCCCUCUGGCUCUGCCUCCUCCCAUCAUCCUCUCUGUCUUAGCUUCUCUGCCUCCUCCUGGGUUCUGCCUGUGUCACUCCUCUCAUGCCUUUUGCUUUCCUGUCCUUGACUUCACUUCCAUCCCGUUUAUGGACCCGUCUCUGUUCCACCCACUCCCAAUCCAUCAGAUCUUACGUGUCGCAAAAGAGAAAAACGGAAAAAAAGUCAAAACACAAAAAAGCCAAAACAAAAACCAAUCUCGAGUGUGUUGCCAAGUGCUGCGUCCUCCUGGUGGCCUCUGUGUGUGUCCCUGUGGCCCGCAGCUUGCCCGCCGGCCCCGCCCAUCUGCCGUGUGUCCUGUCCGCCUCCCCGCCUGCCCCUCCUGCCGACCACACGGAGUUCAGUGCCUGGGUGUUUGGUGAUGGUUAUUGAUGACAAUGUGUAGCAUGAUUGUUUUUAUACCAAGAACAUUUCUAAUAAAAAUAAACACAUGGUUUUGCA